Messenger RNA from Ziziphus jujuba (common jujube), 2615 nucleotides. Its product is annotated as wall-associated receptor kinase 2. Bases 120 to 2333 code for a protein of 737 amino acids. The transcript is spliced from 3 exons. Gene Ontology annotation, molecular function: ATP binding; polysaccharide binding; calcium ion binding. Gene Ontology annotation, biological process: protein phosphorylation; cell surface receptor signaling pathway. Gene Ontology annotation, cellular component: plasma membrane. NCBI's taxonomy places the organism in Eukaryota, Viridiplantae, Streptophyta, Magnoliopsida, Rosales, Rhamnaceae. The record is from RefSeq and is a predicted model, not a curated record.
GGAUUGACUUCCACUCUUCCCAAACCACCCCCAUUUGCUCCAUAAAAGGACUUGGUAGCCAUAGCCCUUGUAAUUAACAAUACAAGAAAGGUUUCCAAUUCCAGUUUAGUAUAGCAGCCAUGAACUCAAAGCAGUUUCUCAUUCAUCUCAUCUCAAUAUUGUUAAGUAUUGCUUUUGCAGCCAAGGCAACAAUAGCAGUAGAAUCACAACCAAUAUCCUUGCCUGGCUGCCCGGGCCACUGUGGUGAAGUGGAAGUUCCAUACCCUUUUGGCAUAACCCAAGAUUGUUCCCUUCCAGUAAGUAGCAAAUUUUACCUCAAUUGCACACAAUCUUCCCUCUUUCUUAAUUCAAGUAACAUUCAAAUUACAAACAUAACCCUGGACGGUGAGUUAAGCAUCAAAACCUUCAUAGGCCGAGCUUGUUAUGCGAAGAAUGGCGUAGGAGAAGCCAACAGACCCUGGCUCUCGCUCGCAAAUUAUAAAGUUUCUUCUGAUAGAAACAAGUUCACAGUGGUGGGCUGUAACACUUUUGGAGGCAUUGAAGGUUAUAGAGGCAAAACACAGUACAAUACUGGUUGUGUUUCUACAUGCGAUGACAUGGACUUUGACAGUUUUACUAGCAAUAAUCAGUCUUGCUCAGGCGUUGGGUGUUGCCAGAUUCCCAUCCCCAAUGGAAUUAGGAAUAUAACGGUCUACGUAGACAGAUACAUAAAAGACCGCCCUUUCGGGAAUGACUCUAAACCAUGCAGCUAUGCUUUCGUGGUUGAACAAGGAAAGUUCAAGUUCUCCAAAAACAGUUUUAAAGAAUUGAAUGGCACAGAAAAGCUUCCGCUUGUUUUAAAUUGGAAGAUUGGGAACGAGAGCUGUGAUGAAGCGAAGAAGAGAGACAACUUCGCAUGCAAAGGGAAUGCCACGUGUGUAGGCGCCAACGAUUCUCCUGGUUACCUCUGCCAGUGUUUGCCUGGUUAUGAAGGGAACCCAUACCACCCAGAUGGUUGCCAAGAUAUUGAUGAAUGCAAAAGUAAAAGCCGCUGCGAUAAAAAUAGUAGAUGCAAGAAUUUACCAGGGGAUUGGGCUUGCGUUUGUCGAGAAGGAUACUACAACACAAACAAAACGGAUUGCAGCAAAUCAGUCAGUAACAAUCAGCCUGUUAAAUUAGUUCUCCCCAUUUGUAUUGCAGUGGGUGUAAGCAUAUCACUGUUGAUUGCUAUUUUACUAGUAUAUUGGGGAAUGAAGAAAAGAAAGAUGCUCAAACUGAAAGAGAAGUUCUUCGAACAAAAUGGAGGAUUAAUGUUACAGCAACAUUUGUCAAGUGGCAGCCAAUCUCAAGAGACCACAAAAAUCUUUAGUGCAGAAGAGUUAAAAAGAGCCACAGACAAUUUCCAUGAAAGUAGAGUUCUGGGUGAAGGAGGUUAUGGAAUAGUGUAUAAAGGGAUAUUACCUGAUAACAAGGUGGUUGCCAUUAAGAAGUCCAAAUUCGGUGCUGAAAAAUGUAACGAACAAUUCAUCAAUGAGGUAAUUUUGCUUUUGCAAAUAAACCAUAGAAAUGUGGUUAAGCUCUUAGGUUGUUGUUUGGAGACAGUAGUUCCUUUACUAGUUUAUGAGUACAUAGAUAAUGGGACUCUUUUCGAACAUAUCCACAACAAAGGCCAAGGAAGAUCACCACUUUCAUGGGAGUUGAGAUUGAAGAUAGCAACCGAAGCUGCAAGCGCAUUAGCAUAUCUCCACUCUGCAACUUCUACGCCUAUUAUACACAGAGAUGUCAAAACUGGAAAUAUACUCCUCGACAAAAAGUACACAGCAAAAGUUUCAGACUUUGGAGCAUCAAGGUUGAUUCCUCUGGAUCAAAAUCUCCUUACAACCGUUGUACAAGGAACAUUUGGGUACUUAGAUCCGGAGUACAUGCAUUCAAGCCAUCUAACAGAAAAAAGUGAUGUCUAUAGCUUUGGAGUUGUUCUGGCGGAGCUGCUAACCGGCAGGAAGGUGAUGUCAUUUGAUAGACCUGAAAAUGAAAGAAACCUGGCAUCGUUCUUUGUUUCUUCAAUGAAAGAGGAUAGGUUAUUAGAGAUUCUUGACAAUGACAUAAUCACUGAGGGAAAUACAGUGGCAUUCAAGAACAUUGCCAGUCUUACAAAAAGAUGUUUAGGAAUAAAAAGUGAUGAAAGACCUAGCAUGAAGGAAGUAGCAAUGGAACUAGAAGGGCAGAGAGCUAUGGCAAUGCAGCAAUUGGAACAAGGUGUUCAUAUGGUUUCACAAAAAACUGAAAACUUGCAUACCAAGGAACCCUCUGACCCCUAUGCUAUCGAUAUUAGUGGACCAUUGAGUUCCCAGUAGAUGAUCAUAGUUAAUUAUGCAGACUAGCCAAGGACGCUUUUUCUGAGAAAAGGAGCUAAGCGGUCUAGCAGAGCUGGCAACACUUUUUUCCUCAGUUGACACGUGGCAAAAGUCGAGUGGCUUAGCACUAGUGGUUGUUACUAUAUUUGGAAUUUAGUUACUUUGUUAGAAGUGCUUUGAGUGGGUAUUGAAACCGAGUCAGUUCUGCAGCUUUAUAUUUUCAAACUUGUGUCUCUCUUUAAUCAGUUUGCAAAUGAUUUCAAAGUGUGAUUGUUUUGUUUU